Molecule: messenger RNA, 2392 nt
Organism: Talpa occidentalis (Iberian mole)
Lineage: Eukaryota; Metazoa; Chordata; Mammalia; Eulipotyphla; Talpidae
Gene: ST8SIA3
Product: ST8 alpha-N-acetyl-neuraminide alpha-2,8-sialyltransferase 3
Exons: 4
Coding region: 803-1945 (380 amino acids)
Biological process (GO): N-glycan processing; oligosaccharide metabolic process
Molecular function (GO): alpha-N-acetylneuraminate alpha-2,8-sialyltransferase activity
Source: RefSeq, a predicted model, not a curated record
CUGUGGGGUGCUGAGUGGUUAGGGUUUAGGGUGCCUCGGGUGAGAAGCGCAGCAUUUAAAUGUCUGCCUCCCUAAACCACUCACCCUGCAUUUCAGAGCAGCACCCACUGGUGUGCACCCUUCAAGGCAGCACAUCCAGCUAUUUCGUUCCUGAUUCGUGACACACUUCCCAAGUAAUGAAUGGUCCAUUAAAUUAAGUUUGGGCGUCUCGUCUCUCUCGCCACAGCCACCUCCUAGUCCGCACCGUCAGCUGGGGAGGCCCUUAAGGCGGGCUGCAGCCUGCCAGCCUUCACCCCCCUCCUGCGCCACCUCUCCGGCUCGCCUCCCUCGCCCGCCCCUCCCCCAGGUUAUUUGGGAGAUUAGAGUUCAUUAAUUAAAUCCUGUGCUCAGAUCGAACUGUAACAUUAUUCCAAUCACAUUUAUCUUGCAGGCGGCAGCGGAGGAGGUGGGAGCCUCGCUGGAAACGCGCGGGGGAGCCGAGCCCGCGGCCGGAGACGCACAGCGCGGCGCGCUCCAUCGCCACGCCGCGCGCAGACCCUCCAUCUUCCCCUCGGCCUCCCCAGCUCGCCGCGCCCGCCUCGGGGGUCCUGCUUCUCUGGGGCUCCCGCCGCCCCACCCCACCCCUCCACCCCCCACCCCCGGCCCUGCGCCUGGCCGCCCUCCCCCUCCACACACGCUGACACGCGCGCACGAACACACACACGCGCGCACACACGCGCGCACACACACUAACACGCCAGCGAGCUGCUGGCUGCUCAAUGGACCGAUUUCCCCGCUUCCCCUGAUCCCAGCCUGGCCCGGAAUGAAAAAUUGCAAAAUGGCCCGGGUCGCCAGUGUGCUGGGGCUGGUCAUGCUCAGCGUCGCUCUGCUGAUUUUAUCGCUCAUCAGCUACGUGUCCCUGAAAAAGGAGAACAUCUUCACCACUCCCAAGUACGCCAGCCGGGGGGCGCCCCGAAUGUACAUGUUCCACGCGGGAUUCCGGUCACAAUUUGCACUGAAGUUUCUAGAUCCGUCAUUUGUGCCCAUUACGAAUUCUCUGACCCAGGAACUCCAAGAGAAACCUUCUAAGUGGACAUUUAAUCGGACAGCGUUUUUACAUCAAAGGCAAGAAAUUCUUCAGCAUGUCGAUGUAAUAAAAAAUUUUUCUUUGACCAAGAAUAGUGUUCGGAUCGGACAACUGAUGCACUAUGAUUAUUCCAGCCAUAAAUAUGUUUUCUCUAUUAGCAAUAACUUCCGAUCGCUGCUUCCAGAUGUGUCACCCAUUGUGAAUAAGCAUUAUAACAUCUGUGCUGUGGUCGGAAAUAGUGGGAUCCUGACAGGGAGCCGGUGUGGACAAGAAAUAGAUAAGUCAGAUUUUGUUUUCCGUUGCAAUUUCGCCCCUACGGAGGCUUUCCAAAGAGAUGUUGGAAGGAAAACCAACCUUACCACCUUCAACCCCAGCAUCCUGGAAAAAUAUUACAACAAUCUUUUGACCAUUCAGGACCGUAACAACUUUUUCCUCAGUUUAAAAAAGCUUGAUGGGGCCAUUCUUUGGAUCCCUGCAUUUUUUUUCCACACUUCAACAACUGUUACCAGGACAUUAGUUGACUUUUUUGUUGAACACAGAGGUCAGUUAAAGGUCCAAUUGGCCUGGCCUGGAAAUAUAAUGCAACAUGUCAACAGGUACUGGAAAGACAAACAUUUGUCACCCAAACGGCUGAGCACAGGUAUCCUUAUGUACACCCUGGCAUCCGCAAUUUGUGAAGAGAUCCACUUGUAUGGAUUCUGGCCUUUCGGAUUUGACCCCAACACCAGGGAAGAACUUCCGUACCAUUACUAUGACAAAAAAGGAACCAAAUUUACCACCAAGUGGCAGGAGUCCCACCAGCUGCCUGCUGAGUUUCAGCUGCUGUACCGAAUGCAUGGGCAAGGCCUGACCAAGCUGUCCCUGUCACACUGUGCCUGAGAACUCUGAACAGAAAGUGCCAAAAGGCUGUUUAAGAAGUGCCCCAAGUCAAAUUGAAUAGUCUUCAGAAUAGAACCCUAGAGAAUUUCUUAUAAGGAUGGUCUGCCAUUUAAAAGGAAAGAUGUCUUCUCUCCCUCUUUGCACGGCUCUUUCGAGGGUCCUAGCAGGACAGAGGCAUGGAAGCCACAUGGUUUCAACUUGGUUGAUAAAGGGGAUGUUGCGUGUGGAACUCUGCUGCUACUGAAAUGGUUUGAAGUAUUUUCAUGUUUGUAUUUUAAUAAUAAACUGCCUCCCAUUUUUUUUAGGAGGACUAGAGCUGUAGUUGCUGCAGCUUUGCUCAGAAACAGUCCUCAUAACCAGAGGCUUCUGGCCAAUUUGGGCAGGAUCUCAGUUUUGCUUGGGUGGGAUCAGACUCUUCAAAAUGGAAACAGAACAUAUGGUUUGCAU